Molecule: messenger RNA, 3215 nt
Organism: Amyelois transitella
Lineage: Eukaryota; Metazoa; Arthropoda; Insecta; Lepidoptera; Pyralidae
Product: protein distal antenna
Exons: 2
Coding region: 207-1748 (513 amino acids)
Molecular function (GO): DNA binding
Source: RefSeq, a predicted model, not a curated record
GCCACCCGCGAGACACGUCCCCGCGCGCUGCCACUCCAGUGACUCAUGAUCGGAUCUGUAAAACUUGUGUGAACAAAACGUGAAGCACCUUAGGGUUGCAUUUUUUGUGUGUGUUUUGGAUAUUUCACUCCGCAACAACGGCCGUGUUUAAUAAACUUGUAAACAAAAACAACGUGACGCCGGCUCGCCAGAAGCGAGGCGGUAAAAUGGCGACGAAGGGCAAGCGGCCCAUGCGCGCGUUAACGCCCGACGAUAAAAUCGAGGCCAUCCAGCGCGUCAACGACGGCGAGUCCAAGGCGUCGGUGGCGCGCGACAUCGGCGUACCCGAGUCCACCCUACGCGGCUGGUGCAAGAACCAGGACAAACUACGCUUCAUGACUUCGCAGCUCUCCUCUCCCGAAACCGAGAAGAGCAACGACGGGGAACCGUCCCAAAAGCGCGCGCGCACGGAAUCCCCCGCCGCCGCGCCUGCCUCGCCCGCUACCGCAGGCCUCGACCUCAGUUCAUCCACGACAAGCACCGCGGCCCCGCUCGCGACCAACCCGUCAGAUGACGCACCAAUCGAACUCACCACGAAGCGCUCGCAGCCGUCCCCUUCCUCUUACUUGCCUCGCGAACGGCGCCCGGAUCCUGGCGCCAACGCCUCGAUGAGUGCUAUCAGCCCCUUGUCCGGACUUACUCAUUUGCCCGGUCUUUCACAUUCCCAUUUAGGUCUCAGCUUCAAUGAAAUAGCAACCAAUUUGACUCUCCUUGCUCAACUUAACCCCAGUCUCAUUACUCCCGCCGCUCAGCCGGCUAGUCGCGCAUUGCGCUCUGUACGAUCACCCAAACCGGCACACAAUGGACUUCUAAAUCUGAGUGAUAACAAGCACAGGAGCAAACCACACCACCACUCGGAUCCUUACCGAACGAGUUUACAUAAAUCCAACCAACACAAUAUGCCAUCGUCUGCUACUCAACCAGUAGACGAAACCCUGUGGUAUUGGCUUAAAGCACAACAAGCCAUGCUAGACUUAACUGCACAGGCGACGGCAGCCCAUCAACUCCAAAACGCGAAAACAGACACCAGCACAGCAUCAAAGCCGGUCUCGACCGCCGCGCCAUUCCCACCCGCAACCGUGGCCUCACAUUUAGAAUAUAGCAGAAAUCCUUGGCUAUGGCAAUAUUAUAAACAAUACGGUGGCGCGAUGCCGUUGCCAGAUGAUAGACACAAAUCAGCAUCUCAAGUGCCAAAGGAAAAAACUGCUGAAAAUAUUUUAUAUUCACAUUUGACAAAAGAAAGGAAGCCCGAAGGCGAACAGACCGUUCCAUCGGUCCCUACCGAAAAUGAAAGCGCCCCUACUGAAUCCAAUCAGCCAGUGAGUACGGCGUCGCGAGUUGCGGAGCCCGCCAUCAGCCCAGAGCUCGGAACCGAAAACAAAGAGCCGCCUACAGACAGGAGCCACGAGCCCGGUAAGCACCAAGCGAAAGCUCGCACCGUGCUGGACAACCUUUUGUUCAACAACAGCAAUCAGUCUGCGCUUAAAGAGGCGAAAAUGAUGGAAGUGGCGAACGGCGACUGGGAGCCAGGCACGGCGGAGGCUCUCGAGCACGGUGACAAAUUUUUGGCGUGGUUGGAGAUUAGCGGGGACCCCAGUGUGACGCGCAUGACUGUGCACCAGCUGCGGUCGCUGCUGCACAAUCUGCGCGCGCGCCGGUCGCUGCCCGCCGCGGUGUCGGAUACUGACCACGCCGCGCGACGCAAGUAAACCAAUACUUGUGGUCCUCCGCGUGCUAGCUACAGGGAUACUUCAAUUAUGUACUGUACAUAGUUAUAUACGUCGUCGCUAGGAAGCGUUCACUUGUGAUAUGUGUAGCCAAAUUUGCGUAAUUUCUUUGUUUUAAAAAGAAAGCUAUGCAUUAUUUUCUUUAAGUUAAGAAUUAAUUAGAUUAAAGCUCUAACUGACAUUGAUCGCCACCGAGCGAUAAGAGUCUCUAAAGUUAAUUAUAGCAGUUAUUAUAUUAUGAAGUUUUUAAGAUUGCAUUAUUUUCGUUUUUAUCAACAACAACAAACAGCAGAAUGGCGUUAUGUCAUGCUAGCCCCGAAGUGGCAAAGAUCAUUUUCAAUCGUCAAUAUCCUAAAUCGUUUCUGAAAAGCUGCUUAAUAUAAUAACUACUCAUCUCUGAGUUUAUUAAAGAUUUCAAUAUAACGUUGUAAUUAUCGCUUUAAAGAUGGAUGUUAUCUGCAAUCAAUACAUAUUACUUUCUGAUGCACACAACUGUUACGUGUUUAGAAUAUAAGUACCUAGUUCUGCUGUAUGUUGCCAUUUUUCGAUUACAUUCCUAGUUGUACCCUAACAUAGUUUAUAGUCGGAUCCCUUUGUUCUACCUCAAGUAAUAAUUAUACUAAGUCAGAACGUCCUUUUCACAACCGCUAAAAGUCGAUAUUGUUGAUAAAGAUUACAUGUAUUUCGAAUGUGCUUUCAAACCAAGAAGUGCUUGGUUUGAAAGCAAAUUACAUAUAAACCUUUUGAAUGCUCGUAACAUAAACUAACAUAAUAUACAACCACCGUCACUCCAGGUUGAUAUACCUAGGCGUACUCCUCUCCACAGAGGACGUACAACGCCAAGACGAUGACAGCGGUAAAUAAACUUUAUCAUGACUUUAUUGACUUUGAUCGACUAUCACAUCGCGGCAACACGCAACCAAACACGAAAGGACGCACAGUGUGCCAACGCGAAUGUGCAAUUGAUUCGUUGAUCGCAAAAAGGUAUAUGUUAAGAUAGAUGAUCUAUUCCGUUAGCUGUAAGUGAUCGUUGUGUAAAUGUUUUUAUUGCUCAGUAUUUUAAAGACAAUGUCAUGUCUCGACUCGGGAUUGUAUCAUACGUUACGUUAACAGUUAAGGACACUGUGAUCAAAAUUUAAAAAUUAUUGAGAGUUAUAAAUAAUUAUUAUAAGUACAUUCCUAAUUAAUAGAGUGUAUAUCGUUAUAAGAGAGUCCGCAGUAGGAUUGAAAAAAACAUCGUUGCAACCUUAAGUAAAGAACGAAUGUUCAAAAAUUAUGUCACCUUACCAAUGAAGAUUAUUGAUUUACAUUUCAUGUUACUAAUAGCUCUACUUUAAAUUAUUCGAGAGAUGAUAUUUUGUACAAAAUUAUAAAUUUAAUUAUUAAAUUAUUCUCUUUUGACAUGUAUUGUGAUCUCGAAAAUGUUGAGAGAUUAAACUUGAUUGAACC